AUGGCCCCAAACAAACCAGAAGAAUCAUCCGGCGAAUCCACCCAGGAACGGGACGACUUUCUAAACACCUUGGCCGCAUACCACGAAAAGCGAAGGACUGUCCUGGACCGCGAGCCCAAGAUCGGCAGCCGGCACAUCGACCUCCAUCGCCUCUACAAACGCGUCAAUGAAGAGGGAGGAUACGACAAGGUCUCGGAUACCAAGAAUAACAAGCUUGCGUGGCGGAGGAUCGCUUCGGAAUUUCUUCCCAAGAGCCCCAGCAUAACCACCCAGGCGUUUUUGGUCAAGACGGCCUACUACAAGAACCUUGCCGCAUACGAGAUAUCCACGAUCCACAAGCGCGACCCACCGCCGCCUGAAAUCCUCGAGAACGUAUCUGCCAAGGGCGGAGACCUGCUGAACCGCACCCUCGAGAACUUCCAACCACCCAGCAGCCGAGAAGCGGAGCGGCUCAGAGGAGACGAAGAAUCCGACGACGACGAGGAUCUUGACAAGACGCCCAAAGACGACAAGAUGGAAGUUGAUGACCCGGCCAGCCUCAGCCGCUCGACACGCUCCCUCCGCCAUGCGCCGCCCCAGCGAGUCCUCUUCCAGCCCGAAGCCUCGACGCGCCAGACUCGCCAGUCAACCGGCCACCUCAACUCCUCGCAAGCAAACGGCUACGCCACCAGCGGAGCAGCCAUGACGAUUGCAAACUACGAGCCACGGACCGCCGUGCCAGCCACCAUGAAGCCCGUCGUAACCCCGUCAAAUUCUCUCGAUACAUACAUUCAAUCGCGCAAAAAGUACAUUCUGAAUAAGAAAAACAGGCCGGUGCCGCUCAAGGGUAUGAUGCUGCCCGGUACUGGCUUUCCUGGACCCAGCAUCUACAUUCGCGCUCUCAAUGCGUUACGGUCAAAGCAGCCCGAGGAGGAGGCAUACGCUCUACAUCAUUUGGUUAAGAUUUCUCAUGAGCGGGGCGACAAGUACCGCUUUGAUCAGUUUCCAGGACUCGCAGAGGCGCUCAUAGCCAAGGUCAUCGAUGUGGGAUCGCUCUUCUACGACGUCAACUGGGAGAUUUCAUACGUCGAGGAGGAAUUCAGCCAUCCCCAGACGCUAAAUGGCCUGUCUGGCACCCAUGAUUUGCUUCCUCGCAUUCAAUCUCUCCGCACGCUUGAUAUCCACGAUAGUCUUCUGCCCGAGCAGAGUGCAAAGUCGCUCAACAUGAUCAACGAAGCAGCGCUCAUCAUCCGAAACAUGGUCAUGCUGAAGGAGAAUGCUUUGUUUGCCGCACUCGUGCCGUCCAUCCAAGAUAUGAUUGUCAUUGUUCUCAACCUGCCCAUAUACUCAUCGGUAGUAGAAUUGCAACACUACGCCCUCGAAAUCGCCGAGCAGCUGACAAAAUACUGGGUCCUGGACUCCCAAAGCCCGCUCUACCGUUCCCUGCUAGCACAGAUUGAUUCAGACGAUCGCGGUCGCAUAAUCACUUCCUUGAAGGCACUUGCACGAAUAGCUAUGAAUCUCGAAGCUACAAACAAACUCACCAAAGUGCCGACCAAGACUCUGAAGUCAAUAUGCGAUUGGUUGCUAGUAGAGGAUGAAGAUCUCCGCAUAGCCUGCCUGGACUUUCUCUACCUGUUUACUGGUUUCCCAGAUAAUGUUGAGACACUUGUACAUGAGGUCGACAUUGAAGGCGUUAUCAAGCAAUUAGUACGGCUGCUGCAGUAUGGUGCGAUCGUCUAUGAGGAACGCAGAACUACCCCAAAGAUUGCAAAAUCAUCAACUCCACCGGAAAACGCACCAAAAUUGUCCUCCGCCAUCAUUGACCAUCUAGUCACCCUGGAUGAACCAGAGCGAAGCUCGCAAUGGCUGAGGACUUGUUUCGAAGAGGACCCCGCCGGCGAGAUCACACAAAUUCAGCUAUGGUCAGCAUACAACGCAGCCUUCUCAGAGCACAUGACACAUAAUCCAGCCUCUUUCAAAGCGCUCAUGCCGGCAAAGGACUUUAUUACAAACGUUUCAACUACGUUUGGCGGAGCAUCCGCUCAAGUUCUAACGGUAGGCGGACAGCCAAAGUAUACCAUCCGGGGCAUACGGCCGCGUUCCGUGCCAGUCGAUCCGAGCACAAAGAAGCCGUAUAUGCGCUGUUGCUGGCACCCGCCAAGCUUACUGAACGGCCACACCGAUUCCAAGCAUUCCACCGCAAAUGUCGAGUGUGGUGAGUAUGCGUCCGGUGCGAGAUCCAUGUGGGAACAUGUCGUUAGCACACAUCUUCAAGUUCCUCGUGAUCAGGAGACAGGCCAGUGGCUGCUGGAGCCCAAACCGGACAUUGACAUGGAAAACGGAGACGUGGUUUCGGCGGCUCCACCUUCCAGGUACUUUUGUCACUGGGGUGGAUGUACGCGUUUCUCGCCCAAUGGCACUGAAUCUGCGUUUGAAGCUGGACAGCAUUUGAAGACGCAUUUGCCAGAUACCAGCAUAAAGCAUGCCAUCCACGCAAAGCAUAAUCGAACGCCGUCGGAAUCUCGCCCCGUGACCUCUCAUUCCCAGGCACGACAUGAGAGCCUACAGCCGCAAUUCGGACAGCCUGUCGGAUUGGGCAGCCUGGGCAUGAACGGCCGGCCUCAGACUUCAACCAGCUCUGCCAGCAGAAGCGUCCUUGGUAGAGAAGACGGGUCAGGCCCACAAUCAGCACCCAACUUCCGUUACUACAACACAGCGACAGACGAGACCAACGAUGCCGCAGGCCUUCCUCUGUCCUCAGUCCUCGUCCUCCGCAACCUUGCUCGCCAGCUCAACAAGAUCCCGCCGCCCACGUCGGUCACGGAAAUCACAUCGCCCUCGUCUCCGCACCACAAGCGCACAUUCAGCGCCAGCGAAGGCAGCCCCGAAGCCGCGCGACGCGCGACAACGGGCGGCAAGAAACCGCGUCUCAGCGACGCCGUGUCGGAGCAACGGCGCGAGAACGAAGAGCGAGAAGAGCAAGAAGCAAAGAAUGCCGGUUGGGUGCCUCGCAUGUUUACCCCGCUCAGAGACCAGAUUGCCUUCACCGCCAGUCAUAAUCUUACCCUCAGGAACUACAUUGGUGGCUUGCUCAAAGCCAUUGCUGAGGGGGGAGGUUGA
This is a messenger RNA of Exserohilum turcica Et28A, 3102 nucleotides long. RefSeq lists its product as uncharacterized. The record is from RefSeq and is a predicted model, not a curated record. NCBI's taxonomy places the organism in Eukaryota, Fungi, Ascomycota, Dothideomycetes, Pleosporales, Pleosporaceae. Gene Ontology annotation, molecular function: DNA binding. The coding region runs from base 1 to 3102 and encodes 1033 amino acids. Gene Ontology annotation, biological process: regulation of DNA-templated transcription. The transcript is spliced from 3 exons.